AUGUUUGGAGAAACUCCAUUUCUACGCUAUCCGUUGUGGCGUUUCACAGCAUUAGUGAUUGUGACUUCCACUGCAUUGUCAGGAUUUAUUUUUAUAAAAUUACGUCAACGAGAAAAUAUGCGGCGAAAAAAAUGGGAAGAGUUCUUCAAGAAUUACGAUGCUUAUGAGCAUAUAAAAGAAAUUUGUUCACAUGCACCAGGAAUAAUGCAUAGCUGCCCCAAAGACCUCGCUUUAGCUUAUGAAAAAGCCGGAUUGAAAGACUAA
This is a messenger RNA of Acanthocheilonema viteae, 264 nucleotides long. The record is from the annotation of a GenBank genome assembly. NCBI's taxonomy places the organism in Eukaryota, Metazoa, Nematoda, Chromadorea, Rhabditida, Onchocercidae.